Molecule: messenger RNA, 816 nt
Organism: Dendroctonus ponderosae (mountain pine beetle)
Lineage: Eukaryota; Metazoa; Arthropoda; Insecta; Coleoptera; Curculionidae
Exons: 3
Coding region: 58-675 (205 amino acids)
Source: RefSeq, a predicted model, not a curated record
GAAGCUUUUAUUAUUUAAGCUUAAUUAGAACGAUUCACACCUUCCAACAUAUUCAGCAUGUCAUUCCUGUAUUUGAUUUUAUACCUUUCGGUAAAUCAUAUUUUGCGAUGUGCCGGUGAAUGUAAAAUCCCGAUGCAAGACCCCUAUUCACAACUCAGCACAACAUUUUUGAAAGGGUACUGGUAUGAGCACCUCUACACAACAAAGGUGUUAAAAAAUGACCCCUGUUCGCACUUUGAAAUAAAGUGUGCGAGCGCCAACCAAUCAUGCGAGAUUCGAAAUGAAAUAUGGAAAUCCUACUUAAUUAUCCACCUUUGGAAUGGCACAAUUACGCAGAACGAUUCGAGGGUUAUUUUAACGCAAAACCCCGAUGAAGAACCAGUGAGUUACGACAUCAAUCUGAAGUUUUUUGGUGACGACAUGCUCAUGUGGUCCUGCAACGACACCGAUUUAGCAUUCGCAUCUGUGCUCCGCAGAAUGAAGACGGACGAUGAAAUGGAAAACAUCUGGGACGAAGCGUACGCCGAUAUGACUUUUCCGGCCAUAAUUGAAAACAUCCCCGCAGGAAUUUGGACAAAAAACGAUCCAUCCAAGUGCCAGAAUGAUGCCCCUAAAUAUGCACCCGGCACGUUAAUGUAUGUGUUGUUUGUGGUCAUCAAUGUUCGAAAAUUAUGAAUGUUCUUGAUCUGUUCAUUAGUAAGUGGUGUGUAAUAUUGGGCCAGUAAUUAACGUGUUUUGCUCAGUGAAAAACGUUGCUUUCCUCUGUUUUAAAUACAUGUUGAUGUAUUUGAAUAAAGACCACUUACAGCAUUUGAA